Messenger RNA from Cryptomeria japonica (Japanese cedar), 1237 nucleotides. RefSeq names its product deoxypodophyllotoxin synthase. The transcript has 3 exons. Gene Ontology annotation, molecular function: dioxygenase activity. NCBI's taxonomy places the organism in Eukaryota, Viridiplantae, Streptophyta, Pinopsida, Cupressales, Cupressaceae. The coding region runs from base 235 to 1146 and encodes 303 amino acids. The record is from RefSeq and is a predicted model, not a curated record.
AAUUUGCAGAGAGUCUAAUUGAUGACUAUGGUGUCACUACACAAUAUAAUAUAAUACUAAAGCCUCUGUUUUGUCUUUCUACAUGGCAUCUGGACGGCAGAAUCUUCAACAUGAAUGAAUAUAAAAAAAAAUCCACCUUAUUUAAGCGAAUGCAAAUGGUCUAUAUUACUCGACCGAUGUAAUUAAAGAGCGAACAUAGGGAGUAGUGUUGAAUUUUCAUCUGUCUCUGCGACUAUGGCUGAGCUCCCAAUAAUUGAUGUUUCUGCUCUUCGAUCAGAGUUGGAAGAAGGUAAUCCUGAUCUUCAAAAGCUGUGCAAUCAAGUAAAAGAAGCUGUCCAACAAUGGGGAGCUUUUCGUGUGGUGAAUCAUGGAGUCGAACAGGAGCUUCUAAACGCUGUGGACUCAGUAUCUCGAGAUCUGUUCAAUCUUCCACCCCAAGUAAAAGAAAGAGCCGUUAAUCUUCCCUUGGAUGGGUAUUCCAAGGGCAUUUCUCUUUCAAUUGGUGAGGCCAUGUGUAUCCCAGUAGUACCGCCAUCUGAUUCGCUUCAGCAAUACGCACACAAGUUUUGGCCGCAAGGAAAUUCUGAAUUUUGCGACAGCCUAAGAACAUACAGUUCCAAGUUAACUGAUUUAGUAAAUUCCCUGAUAAAACUUAUCCUUCGAGGCCUGGGACUCAGCAAACAUUUUGAGAUUGAUUUUACAGAAUGCGAUGCUCUACUUUGUCUUAAUUAUUUCUCAGAGUAUGAAAACCCAAGCGAUGCAAAUGACAUUGUUCUCAGGGAACACAAGGAUUUGGGUGUGAUUUCAAUUUUGUAUAAUGACCAAGUGGGUGGUCUUCAAAUGCGCACCAAACAAGGUGAAUGGUUUAGUGUAAAACCUCUAGCUUCAUCAUUCACUGUCAUCAUAGCUGACGCUCUAAAGAUGUGGAGCAAUGAUAGAUGUUGGAGUGUAGAGCAUCGUGUGGCAUAUGAAGGGAAGAAUCCGCGACUAUCUGUUGUUUUUUUAUGGAAAUUUUUGAAGGAAAAGGAAGUAUGUGCACCAGAUGAGCUCAUAGAUGAACACCAUCCACGUCGUUACAAACCUUUUCUCUUCAAAGACUACGUAAAUCAUCAAAUCAAAGGAGAUCCUCUUGACAUUUUUCUUUAGUUUUUAUUAAUUUCUAAUAAAUUUGUUAUGAUGGUUUAUUUCUAAAACUAUUUAACAUAAUAAAUGUCAUUAUGAGAUAAACUUAUGUUCA